Molecule: messenger RNA, 1432 nt
Organism: Babesia bovis T2Bo
Lineage: Eukaryota; Apicomplexa; Aconoidasida; Piroplasmida; Babesiidae
Exons: 1
Coding region: 26-1387 (453 amino acids)
Source: RefSeq, a predicted model, not a curated record
GUAAACACAAAAAUAUGUAUUAAAAAUGAAGCUUCCCUUUAUUUUUAGGACUUUGUUUAAAUGUGGUAUAGCACUAUUGCUGUCAUCAAUAAGUAAUGUUUCGUGUGAUAUAUUUGAUUAUAGUAAUUACAUUGAUAUAAACGAUGAGUACAUACCUUCUUAUGUAGAUGUAGCGUAUGGAACAAUCCCUAAUGGCGGGGUUUAUAGAUUUCUUCAUACUACUACUGAUUACGUGAUUCGCGUUAAAGCUGGGAAACUAAAUUUGACUACAAUUAUGCUAAUAAACAAUAUUCCCGCUGAUAUAUUUGUGGAGGAGUUUAUCAGGGAUGACAAAGAAGUCGUAACUAUAACAUCAUAUGGUAAAUCGAUUCUUUAUAACAUGGAACGACUUUUCGUCGAGUUAUCAUCUAACGAGUGUAAAUAUAUAACACAAGAAGAGCGAGAUGACUUUGUAGGAGGACCUGUGAUGUUACGCACGGACUUACUUGAAAAGUACAUGCAUCCUGUUAUAGAUUCUACAAUUACGUCACGUGAUGGGCGGUUGACUAUAUUAUAUUCCGUUGGCAACAAGGGGUACGAUAAAAAAGAAUCCUCUUUUAGUUUUUUGUGGUACAACCAAUUAGAUUUCAUUAUAUCUCCACUCCUAAAUAUUGAUGGUGUAAGCCGGAUGGCCAUGGGUAAAGCUGUUAUGCUAACAUCACGUAUUACAUCGUUCCUCCCUCAGGUGAGGCAGAACGGUAUUAUAUUUACUAUAGACAAAACCGGUGAUCGUGAAUACUUUUUGAAAAUGGUACCAAGUGAUUGUGGUGCUGCAGCAAGUAGGAAUAUGAUAAGCGAAUCUGUUAAAAUAGGCCAAAUAUUACCGAUACCUGCAAUGGAUCGCCCUGACACUGUGAUAAUGGAUAUAUCCAUGGAAACAGAACCAUCGUUCGAUGUGGUAGUACUAGAUAACGUGAAAAAAGGCAACCUGUUGCUUUAUGGUCAACAGUCAUUCCUGCCGAUACGCGAGGUACAAAAUCUAUACGUCAAAAUUCGCGAUGUUAGUAACGAUGCUGAUAUAUACAGUGUAAAGGACGAUGAGUUUAUUGCCUACGUUGAAAAAUUCUAUAGUUCCGGUACAAUUAUGUACGUUACUGUAAACACAAAGAAGUUAGAGUCACCCGAUGGUGCAGAAACUCGUAUUAUAUUUAAGAACGAAAACGUGGAUGGCAUUGUCCACUAUAGGGAGAUAGGUGACGAUGAGUUCGAGAGUUACAACAGCUUGGUCUACGAUAUAUAUAGAAUAUGGCCUGUACAGCAUGAAAUUCCUACCCAUUUACGAGGAUUAGAUAUGUCAGAAAUAUCUCCACUAAUCACAGUAGCAUACGAAACAGGGUUCGGGGUGUAAUGUAUUGGAAUGCAUGUUCUAACAUAGUAUUCCCUACAGAUCACA